Rhododendron vialii is the source of this 1437-nucleotide messenger RNA. RefSeq lists its product as uncharacterized. NCBI's taxonomy places the organism in Eukaryota, Viridiplantae, Streptophyta, Magnoliopsida, Ericales, Ericaceae. The coding region runs from base 136 to 1437 and encodes 433 amino acids. The record is from RefSeq and is a predicted model, not a curated record. The transcript is spliced from 4 exons. Gene Ontology annotation, molecular function: nucleic acid binding; zinc ion binding.
GAGAGAGAGAGAGAAAGAGGAGAGAACCGUUCGGGAGAAGGAAAAAGAAGAAGAAGGAGAAAAUCUUGGAGAUUUCUUCCUAGACUUGAAUUGAAGCUUAAUUUGGAGGUUCGGGUGACACGUGGAUACGAGCAAAUGGAGCAUAGAGAUGAGCUAGAGGCAGCACAGCCGCCACCAAUGGAUAGAAUGGAAAGAAUGGAACGGUUACUAGAGGGGGUGUUGGGUGUGAUGAACCACCAAGUGCAUAAUCAACCGCCGCCACCGCCCGCGGUAGUUAUUGCGCAGCCUGUGGCAGAAAUGAGUAUCAAGGACUUUCAAAAGAUGAAGCCUCCUAUUUUUGAAGGUGGAAUUGACCCGUUGAAGGCUGACAACUGGAUUUUGGGCAUGGAGAAAAUAUUUGCUGUGGCUCAGGCACAAUGUCCGGCGAUGCACAAGGUUGUUCUUGCUACCUAUAACUUCGAGGGAGAGGCGUACAGAUGGUGGCUAAUACAGAGGGAAAGAGAGCCAAAUAUGACCUGGGUACGAUUCAAAGAGGUAUUUUAUGAAAAGUAUUUUCCACAGACACUUAAGGAUGCUAAGGUCAAUGAAUUUAUCAACUGGACGCAGGGUCCUACUAUGUCAGUGUCAGAAUAUGACAGAAUCUUCACAGAUUUAAGUCGGUUUGCACCACAUAUGGUUGAUACAGAUGCUCGUAGGGCAAGGAGGUUUGAGGAAGGACUAAAGGAUGGGCUACGUGAGCCGAUCAAACUUCUUAGGUUGCCAACUUAUGCUGAUAUACUAAAUGUGGCUUUGUUGUCCGAAGAAGAUCGGGCUAAAAGCAAAGCUAAGGCAGAAGGGCAGAAAAGGCAGACUACUUUCGUGCCAGUCAGGAAUCAGGUAGUCGGGGGUUCUUUUAAAAGGCAAAACACAGGUACAUCGGGGUGGAGUCAAGGUGGAAGCAGUAAUAGCAAUAAUAGUGGCUCUCGACCAUGUCCUAAAUGUGGAAGAGCGCAUAGAGGUCAGUGCUACAGGGAUACAGGGGCAUGCUUUAGGUGUGGGCAAAUAGGGCACUUGAUGAAAGAUUGUCCGGCCAUGACGAAGCCAAAUGUGAGAACACCAACUGCUACCACUAGUUCAGCACAGAGCUCAGGUACGAAACCGGAUAUGGGAAAGAAACAAGGCAAGGUCUUUGCUUUGGUUCCGGGAGACUCUCAAAAUGCAAAUUCAGUGGUGUCAGGUACACUUCAAAUUUGUGGGCAUUCAGCUUAUGUGCUUAUUGAUUCGGGAUCUACUCAUUCUUUUGUUUCUAUGCAAUUUGCUGCUAAGUUAACUAGACCACUUGAACCACUUGACCACGAAUUGCAUGUGUCACAACCUAUGGGUGGUAAUAUUGCAUGUUCUACUGCUUAUAAGGCUUGUGAUAUUUUAGUUGGAAGUGCGCAUUUAUUGUAUUGCUAA